This is a messenger RNA of Nicotiana tabacum (common tobacco), 744 nucleotides long. RefSeq lists its product as uncharacterized. Gene Ontology annotation, cellular component: nucleus. The record is from RefSeq and is a predicted model, not a curated record. NCBI's taxonomy places the organism in Eukaryota, Viridiplantae, Streptophyta, Magnoliopsida, Solanales, Solanaceae.
AGUUAAAUUAUUCCAUUCACGUUUAUGCUACAGGCUCACCGCUUACCGACUUACAGAGUCACCGGCACGGCGGCAAAACUCCUCCGGACAUCUCGAUUCUCGGCGGAAAAAAGAGAUGAAAAACAUAAACGAACAUCACAGAGAAGAGGGAGAGGAAUCGCCUUCUCACUCUGAGCAAAUAGUUUCUGAUGAUGAUGAGAUAGACUACUCCAUCAAGCCAGAAUUUUAUGAUUCAGAACUUGAUGACAAGGAUGAACUUUGGGUCCAAAAGAAAAGAAGUGGUCGUACUUCCGAUGCCAUCCUUAAUUGUCCAGCUUGUUUUACCACACUUUGUCUAGAUUGCCAAAGGCAUGAAAAGAAUGUUACGCAGUACCGAGCAAUGUUUGUGGUCAAUUGCAAGAUCAAGAGCGAACAAGUGGCACAGCUUGGAAAUAAACGAAAGAGGGGUAAGAAAGGACAUGGAUCUGGUGAGGCUGAAGCGCCUUCUGAUAUUGGCGAGACAUUUAAACAUGUAUGCUGUUCAGUUUGUUCGACGGAUGUUGGAGUCAUCGAUGAAGAAGAGGUCUAUCAUUUCUUUAACGUUAUUCCUAGUGAGUCUUGAUGUUUUCCUCCCGAAAUGGCCUUAAGCUCUCGGGAUAAAGUUUCUUUAAUAGUAAGUAGUAUAUGUUUUCGGCAGCACAUUGCAGAAAACUUAAGGGGGUCAAAGAGCACUUUCCUUUUCUGUCUUUUUCUUCUUUUUUUUUC